This is a messenger RNA of Cyclospora cayetanensis, 555 nucleotides long. RefSeq lists its product as uncharacterized. The transcript is spliced from 3 exons. Lineage: Eukaryota; Apicomplexa; Conoidasida; Eucoccidiorida; Eimeriidae. The record is from RefSeq and is a predicted model, not a curated record. The annotation marks the transcript as partial.
CAACAAGCAACAGCAGCAGCUGCAUCUGGCCUUCCCCUGAUAUUCCAGCGCUAUGUGCUGCAGCAAACACGACUGCGGCUUCACCAGCAGCAACAGCAACGGCAGCAACAACAAGGAGCAGCAGCGAGAAAUGCAACCGCAUCGCGGCAGCCUUUAGUCGCUGGAAAAAGCGCGUUCAGCAGCAGCAGCUCUAGCAGCAGCAGCGGCUCGAGCUUUCUGACAGCAAGAGAAAACACAAUUCUCGAUCUAGGACCAACAAACUUUGUCGCUGUGGUUUUUAUGGAGGGAAGAGGCUUCAGUGUGGCGGGAGCUGACAUAAAUCCUAUGGCUGUGGAUGUUUUUUCGGGAGCGUUUCCCGCAAGUGCCGAUGGCGAGCCGACAGCAGAGUCUGCUGCUGCUGCCACUGCUGCUUUUGCGACACGCAUGGGCGCUCUCACUGUCAAGAUUGAGAGGAAUUUUGCCUCCGGCAGGUGUCUUUUGUGGAAUACUUUGGGAGACUACCGUCCUGCCCGCGCAACGUUGCGAUGGGAAAACACCGAGGCAGACACUUCCUAG